GGAACAAACAAGUAAUAGCAAAAGAGAGUAAGAGAGUGAUCAACAGCCUGACAGAAACUUAUGGUUGAAUCGCCAGAACCAGCCUCAGGCACAAGAGGCCCUCGCAAUAGACGACAGCCUUCGCGACAGCCUUCACCUACCCCAUCCUCGCGACCACGGAGAUCAAAUGCGAGAGCAUCAGGUCCACCACCUGUCACAACCAUCAAGAAGGAAGAGCCAGCCAGGAAAAGACGUCCAAGCAGUAUGGAAGCAAGCAAUCUUGAAGAUAGCGCUAAUGAUGAUGAUGAAGAAAAUGCAGAGGAACGGGAUGAAGAUGAGCAAGGAGAGGGGGAAGGAGAAGAAGGAGAGGAGGGAGAGGAAGAAGUCGAGGAUGAGAAAGAACCAGUCCCAACAAAAAGACCAGGACGACCAUCGCGAUCAAAACGACCUAUCAGGAAUGGCAGAUCGGUAACCAAGUCUCGUCCUCAGGGAGACGGGGAUGUAGUAGAGAAUAAUCAGGCUUCUACAGAUAAAGCUGAUGGUGGAGCCACAGAGGAGCAGGCUGAAGAGGAUCCGGAAGAAAAUGAAGGAGAAAUUGAAGAAGCCGGCGAGGCUAAAAUCACAAAAGAUGGCGAACUUCUAGGAGGUCGUGAAUAUAAAUGCCGAAGUUUCAGGAUGCCAAACAGAGGGAGUAGAAUCUAUAUGCUCUCAAUGGACCCUGCCCGUGUUCUUGGCUUUAGAGACAGCUAUCUCUUCUUCUUGAGGAACCCAUCACUCGUGCGUAUCAAUACAACGGUAGAAGAGAGGACAUGGAUGAUUGAAAACGGAAUGUUAAUGGCCAACUUCAAGUCAAAACUGAUCGCUGUUGUAACUGCACGAUCGAUCUUCAAAAUGUUUGGACAUCGUAUUAUCAAACGAGGAAGGAGCAAAAUUGACGACUAUUAUGAAUCGCGCGCUGUCGAGGAUGAUGUUGGAGAUGAGUCUGAUGAAGACAUGGCUGGCGAUCCAGAUGGUUCACAGGGCAGUGGCACCCAUGAGGAUGGAACACAGGGCCGGCGGAAACACACACUAUUUCAUACAGACGAACCAGUUCGUCAGGUGACGGACCUCAAUUGGAUGUAUGAAAGCGCCAUGGCAGUUCGCUCAUUAAAUACCCAAUUGAGAACAUUGCGACAGGAGAACCCAAAGUUUCUGGACCCACACACCAAUAUUGAGCAGAUCCCUGCUGCGAAACAACCAACGCGAUGUGAAGUUGUUCCAGUACUACAGUCCAAGAAAGAGGCACCCUCAGCUAUUCAAUCAGAAAACACGCUGAAUCAGACUGUAUUAUCGAUCCCACAUUCGAUUGGACCACAGGUCGAUGCCGUAGUAAAAGUUGAAAUCAAAGAAGGAGUACCUCCACCGCCUAUCAUUCAGGAUCCAGCUGUAUGGGCAGUUAUUCCUGAGGAUAUUCGCAAGGCAUUAGAGAUCGCUGAGGCAACUAAACCAAAGGAUGAAGAAAAUGAAGACCUUGCAAAGUUCCCUCUGUCGCUUAUGGAUGGGCAAUAUCAAGCCGCCUUUCCAAUACAUCAAGCUCGGUUCCAACAGCCAUAUAGGGUGGUGUUACCACAGAGCAUGGCACCUUUUGCUCAUUAUCUCCAUCAACUUUAUACGACCCAAUCUCGCGGUGAAGUGGGGCCAACCAUGGAGCAAGCCACAGUCCUUGGACAGGGAGAUGCGAGGGCUCUUCAAUGGCAACAACAACAUCAGCUUCAGCAGCAGCAAAUGCAGCUUCAUCAAAAGCAGAUCAAAAAUCAACAGCAACAGCAACAGCAACAACAACAACAGAUACAGGACCAGCCCAACAAGAAGUUGGAAACCCCUCCAUCGCAGGGAAUAUAUUGUGGUGCGCCCUUGAAGACAGGCCAUGGAUACUGUCAGCGACUUGUCAGCGCACAAGGUGAGCGAUGCCCGAACCAUCGCGGGUCGCAGACAAGUCAGCCAGGCACACCACAAGCCAAUGGCAAAUUACAGGGAAUUUGUGGUGAAUGUAACCAAGCAAUAGCACCCCAUACAGCAGUGCCGGCAGAUAAGCCCUUGCCAUGCCCUAUGUCGUAUCUCAAUACUUGUAAGACAUGCUCCAAUAGUUUCCACCCGGUUUGUCUGCAGCUGGAUACGGCCAGAAUCGUGUCUGCUAUUGCCUCCUAUCCAUGGCAAUGUAAUGACUGUAAGCUUUGCGUCGUUUGCAUGGAAGCUGGUGAUGAGGCUUCAUUGUUAAUUUGCGAUGAUUGUGAUCGUGGUUGGCAUAUGAGCUGCUGCGAUCCUGCUAUCAGAGAAGUUCCCAGAGGUGAGUGGCUCUGCUCCUUCUGUGCGAUGUGCCAUUCAUGUCGUGGUGCUGAAAUACCAGGUACAAGAUACAAACACGCUAUUGCAAACCCUACAGGAGCAAACAAAUAUCCUACAUAUCUUUGCACCUACUGCAUUAACUGUCACGACAGCUUUACAAAGGGGCGGUAUUGUCCAGUCUGCUUACGGACAUAUCGCGGUGAUGGUGGGGAGGACGACUCGGAUGCGGUAGGAGAGGAUGAGAACAAUAUGGUCUGCUGUGACGAGUGCAACCGUUGGGUUCAUAUGGAUUGUGAUGGUGAAUUAUCUGAGGACAAAGUUGAAGAGAUGGGCCAGGACGAAAGUUUGAAGUACACUUGUCCACCAUGCUCUGGCAAGGUUGUUCCACUUCGACCGGGGCUGGCUCCUGUGAACGUAACACAAGAAGUAAUCUUGCAAAGUCUUCAUGGUCAGACUAUCCCACAGCCCAAGGUUUGUGGUAUCCUUGGUGGUAAGAUGCGCGUUCGUGGACUGAUGGAGCACCAAGGCAAGAAAGUUGGUAUCCCUGAAAUCAUUGGUACAGGGGUUGAGUAUGAUCGGAAGAUGGUUUCAGAACUGACAGCGCUCAAGAACAAAGGUUCAGCAGCUUUCAGACGGAGGCGAGGCCGACCCAUGACAAAGAGCCCUGCAGCAGGUGUCCGUCGUGCUUCUAUUGCAUCUUCAACCUCUUCGUCUCUGUCAUCUUUGACUGGAUCUGUGGAUAGUUAGUGAAC
Molecule: messenger RNA, 3056 nt
Organism: Lobosporangium transversale
Lineage: Eukaryota; Fungi; Mortierellomycota; Mortierellomycetes; Mortierellales; Mortierellaceae
Product: chromatin remodelling complex Rsc7/Swp82 subunit-domain-containing protein
Exons: 7
Coding region: 61-3051 (996 amino acids)
Source: RefSeq, a predicted model, not a curated record